Molecule: messenger RNA, 2178 nt
Organism: Octopus sinensis (East Asian common octopus)
Lineage: Eukaryota; Metazoa; Mollusca; Cephalopoda; Octopoda; Octopodidae
Product: zinc finger protein 271-like
Exons: 3
Coding region: 110-1816 (568 amino acids)
Biological process (GO): regulation of transcription by RNA polymerase II
Cellular component (GO): nucleus
Molecular function (GO): DNA-binding transcription factor activity, RNA polymerase II-specific; RNA polymerase II transcription regulatory region sequence-specific DNA binding
Source: RefSeq, a predicted model, not a curated record
UAUACCUGAAAAUGGUUGUGCUUUAAGUGUGCUACCGCCUGGUGCACUGACCGUGUCAAACCUUUGUGAAAAUGGUGCUUUGUCUAGUAACGGAAGUCCGGGUUGUCUAAUGAACAGUAGUGGAAGCCCUGGAUCUCGUAUCACUUGUCGAUUUUGUGGUAAACGUUUUUCCCAAUCUGGUUAUGUGAAAGCUCAUGAGCGUAUCCAUACUGGAGAGAAGCCGUUCCAUUGCUCUGUAUGUGGUAAGCAGUUUAGUGAUCCCAGCAACUGGAAGAAGCAUGAGAGGGUGCAUACUCGUCAGAUGUCAGAAGCAACUGAUGAAAAAUCUCAUCUGCUCAAGCAAAGUAUCAAUAAUUUGCCGUCCUUGGUACAGCCACGCCGGAUUAAAGCGGAGUCGCCAUCAAAUACCUGUAAGAUUUGUGGCAAGAUGUUCUCUAGUCAAAGCAGUCUAGCCACACAUAGACGUAUUCAUACUGGUGAGAGGCCUUACAAAUGUUUGACUUGUGGGAAAGCUUUUACACAGGUUGGUACAUUACGUACCCACGAGAGAGUACACACUGGUGAAAAGCCUUAUCAGUGUAAAAUUUGUGGCCGCACUUUUGCCCAAUGUGGAAGCUACAAAAUGCAUGAACGCCGACACAUGAGCAUGACAUAUCGACGGUGCCGACUUUGUCAAAUGACAUUUGGAUCUUGGCCUGAACUACAGGACCACGUAGCCACCCACCAUGCCAAUCAGUAUAAUCCAGCCUUGAUAUAUUCUCUUUCUGAUGGGCAAGGUACUGACAUAGGAAUGCCCAAUGGGGAUUAUGAUCACACAGGGGCAAGCACUCCACCAGGAUCCUUAAUCAUUGACCCUGAUGAAGGUAAACCUGAUUACUCUAGUCAUAUACCAUUAGCUUAUAACAGUCCAGAUGUGAGUAAAUCUUUAGCUAAAGUCUCUCUCUCCCCAAUGUCCAAUGCUCCAUCUCUUAAUGCAUUUGUUCCACAGUCCAUUAACUCCAUUGCCCAGUCAAUUAACUCUAAAUCAUUCACUCCCUCAAUGGACCAUCCAGAAGAUCUCUCCACUCAUUCAUUACAUUCAGAAAAUAUUAAAAAAUCAGAGAUCUCGGAAGGACAAGAAAACAUCCCUCCCAACCAAGAACCAGUGGACAUGAUUACAACAGUAAACCGUCAUCGUCGUUUCAGUUCAGAAUCUAUAAUUAGUAGUAGUAAUCGUGAAACCAACAGUAAUCAAAUCUUUCGAUAUGAAACUUCACAUUAUGAUAAUUUGGUAGAUGCUGACAUAACAGCUACUAAUCUCCCUCACCAAUCUCCAGAAAAUUCCAGUAUAUGUAGUUCCAAAUCUCCUGAUGGUGCUCUUCUUCCAGAUAACAUUGCACCCCAUGAAGAUGGAGGACAGCAAUUGCCAUCUGCCAUAACUCGUCUCAAUCUCAACUCUCGAAUGAUGCCCUCAUCCUCUUCGACCUCAUCAUCGACCAAUACUCGCAAACAGAAACAUCCAAUGCGCCGAUGUAGUAGCACUAACGGCAGUGACUAUGACAAUGCUCCACAAUCUUCAAGUCCCUCCCCUGGAUUAGUUGUAAUGAGCCAGAAAGACAGAGAUGCUGAUGAUCAAUCAAUGCUGACUUAUCUCAUCUUGAAGGGCAAGGUUUUCAAAUGUGUUCACUGCCACAUUGUUUUUGAUGACUGUUCCACCUAUGUCCUACACAACGGCUUUCAUUCACACAAUGGAGAGCCUUUCCGUUGUGGCAUUUGUCACAUUAUUUGCAAAGACCGCAUUGACUUCAACUGUCAUCUAACAAGCCAUAUCAAAUAAUUUUACAGAAAGAAAACAUUAAAAAAAAAAGGCAAAAGUCAUUUUAUUUAGUCUCACCUACCACAAAAAUCAACUUGUCUUUCUUUAAUGUUGGUGCUACAUCUUUAUUUUGUUGUGAAGUCCACUCUCUUAGAAUUGCAUCCAAUAAAUAGUGGUUCAGAUAGAAGCAUGUAUCAUAUAGGACCUACGGAUUAUGAUUUCCUGCUUUUAAUAACUUGUAGAAAUGAGAGGGAUGUGGUAAGAUGCUUUUAUUUUAUCACCCUCUAUUGAAAGUGUAGAUCUCGCAGUUUUACUUGGCCUCAAAUUGGUUGUAAAAGAAAAUAUAUUUAAGGUUAGAGUGGGAUGGGAAGUGUUGUUGAAUG